This is a messenger RNA of Musca domestica (house fly), 491 nucleotides long. Its product is annotated as protein PET100 homolog, mitochondrial. Bases 129 to 377 code for a protein of 82 amino acids. Gene Ontology annotation, biological process: mitochondrial respiratory chain complex IV assembly. The record is from RefSeq and is a predicted model, not a curated record. The transcript has a single exon. Gene Ontology annotation, cellular component: mitochondrion; mitochondrial inner membrane. NCBI's taxonomy places the organism in Eukaryota, Metazoa, Arthropoda, Insecta, Diptera, Muscidae.
UUUCAUGUUAUAGAACCCUAUAUCAAUACCUCGUUUGUUUUGAUUCUACAUAUUUAUCGGUAAUUUCUCUAUAUAGUAUCUUUCUGGUCGAGAGGACGACUGCUGGAAUUCUUCUAAACUCACUCAAAAUGGGUAGCUGGACAUUGGAAGUCUUCAAAAUGGCCAUGUACAUGACAUUCCCGGUGGCAAUGUUUCAUAUCUUUAAUCAACCAGCGUACUUCGAAGAAUGGGUAACCAAAAAGAAACGUGAAUUAUAUCCACCAGAAAGUUUGGGCCAUCGUGAGACACUGCAACAGGCCAUCAAGGAACAUCGCGAAAAACAAGAUCAGAAAUUCUUGAAAGCUUUGGAAGAUAUUGAAAAGAAGCAAUCGGCCUAGAUUGGCAGAGAAUGGAGAUAGGUGUUUGUUUUAGUUCGUUAAAUCAUAUAAUUCAUUUUUACAUUAUAUAAGAAAAUGUGUAUUGUUUAAUAAAUAUUGAAAAACAAAAUUCAA